UCCUUUUCCUUUUUUUUUUUUUUUAAAUUCCUUUUCUCUCCCCUGUUUGUUUCUCUCUGCAAAACAGGGAGGAGAGAGAAAAGGAGAGGCCUCUCUUUGGGGUUGUUUGUUUUGGUCUGUUUUUGUUCUCUGGAGCUGCGCAGAAUCAGAAGAGUGGGAUAGCAGGAGAAGAAAAAGACAACAUAGGGAAGAGAAGCUAGGGUUUUCGUUGGAUAGCCAUGCAUGUUAUGCGUCGCCUCAAAAGUAUUGCCUCUGGUCGCUCUUCCGUUUCUGAUCCUGGUGGGGAUUCUGGAUCAAAAAGGGCAAAGGUUGAUCAGGAAAUGGAACAGAAUGCUACCAAUGAGACUCAUUUAAUGGAGAAAACCAGUAUAGGCCUAGAACAACAUGUGGCUUCUACUUCUAUUGAAACUGAUGUGAGCACAUCCAAUAUUUCUAUUACCUCCAAAACUGAAAAGUCUGGUUAUGACCAGCUUCCAAAGGAAAUGCAUGAAAUGAAAAUCAGAGAUGACAAAACUGAGAACCAUGAUGAUAAGGAUGCAGAGGCAACAAUUGUAAAUGGUAACGGGACAGAGGCAGGUCAAAUUAUUGCAACAACAAUAGGUGGUCGAAAUGGUCAGCCAAAACAGACAAUCUCAUACAUGGCAGAGCGUGUGGUUGGCACUGGUUCAUUCGGAGUUGUCUUUCAGGCCAAGUGUGUGGAAACAGGGGAAGCAGUUGCCAUCAAGAAAGUGCUCCAGGAUAAGAGAUACAAGAACAGAGAACUGCAAAUUAUGCGGUUACUUGACCAUCCUAAUGUAGUUCAACUAAAGCAUUGUUUCUUUUCAACUACUGACAAAGAUGAGCUCUACCUUAACCUUGUAUUGGAGUAUGUCUCCGAGACUGUUUACAGAGUUACGAGGCACUAUAGCAGGAUGAACCAACAGAUGCCUCUGAUCUAUGUGAAACUUUAUACUUAUCAGAUUUGUCGUGCACUUAACUACAUACAUGGCGUCGUUGGUGUGUGCCAUCGUGACAUUAAACCUCAGAAUCUGUUGGUUAAUCCUCACACUCAUCAGCUAAAGAUUUGUGAUUUUGGAAGUGCGAAAAUGUUGGUGCCAGGAGAACCAAAUAUAUCAUACAUUUGUUCACGAUAUUAUAGGGCUCCAGAAUUGAUAUUUGGAGCUACCGAAUACACCACAGCAAUUGAUAUGUGGUCUGCUGGUUGUGUCAUGGCUGAGCUUCUCCUAGGACAGCCAUUAUUUCCUGGAGAAAGUGGUGUUGAUCAGCUGGUGGAAAUCAUUAAGGUUCUGGGGACGCCUACAAGAGAGGAGAUUAAGUGCAUGAAUCCAACUUAUACAGAGUUCAAGUUCCCUCAAAUCAAAGUUCACCCAUGGCAUAAGGUUUUUAACAAGCGAUUGCCUCCUGAAGCAGUAGAUCUUGUGUCAAGGCUGCUCCAAUACUCACCAAAUUUGCGUUACACUGCUUUGGAGGCAUGCGCACACCCCUUCUUUGAUGAGUUGAGGGACCCUAAUGCACGUUUGCCUAAUGGACGGCCCCUUCCACCAUUGUUCAAUUUCACAGCUCAAGAGCUAGCAGGUGCAUCUCCUGAACUGCUUCAGCGUCUCAUCCCUGAGCACGUGAAGAAGUAAAUUUGUCAGGCAUUGUGGUUUUGGCGGUAGUUGUUAAUAUAUAGGGGCUCUGAUGCAGCAGCGUAGCCUAUAUUGGGCUACCAGCUUGCCCUGUCAAGCCUAGAGCUCACCAUCCACUUGGUGCUUAGAGGUCAAGAUGGCAAAGCAAGGCCAGAUAACAAAGAGGAGGGUUUAUACUAUAUAGGCGAUGGAAGGUGACCAAUUUGGUAUGGGAGGAUGAUGGUUAAACACUAGGCGGUGACGGAGGAAAGGCUUUGUGCAGCAUUGCCAUUAUGAGGCGCACCGAAUGCAGUUUUGGAAGAUCGCAAGCAGCAGGCAUUAUAUCUAUGACAAUGUAAUACUUUUGAUGUUAUAUAUAUAUAACCAACUAUUACAGAUCAGUAGUAGCCAUCAGGCAUUUUAGUUUGCUCUUUUGUGAUAAAAUUGACUUCCCACCAACUGUAGUUAUACUGUAGUGAACUAGUGAUCUAUGAUCUGAGGAUUUGUAGACAUUUAUGUCGUUCCCAAGAAGUAAGACCUUUUUGAUGAA
Messenger RNA from Nelumbo nucifera (sacred lotus), 2157 nucleotides. Its product is annotated as shaggy-related protein kinase theta. Gene Ontology annotation, cellular component: nucleus; cytoplasm. Gene Ontology annotation, molecular function: protein serine/threonine kinase activity; ATP binding. The record is from RefSeq and is a predicted model, not a curated record. NCBI's taxonomy places the organism in Eukaryota, Viridiplantae, Streptophyta, Magnoliopsida, Proteales, Nelumbonaceae. Gene Ontology annotation, biological process: peptidyl-threonine phosphorylation; cell differentiation; signal transduction.